Messenger RNA from Oreochromis aureus, 2110 nucleotides. It is a transcript of the gene rgs4, whose product is annotated as regulator of G protein signaling 4. Lineage: Eukaryota; Metazoa; Chordata; Actinopteri; Cichliformes; Cichlidae. The transcript has 5 exons. The coding region runs from base 143 to 769 and encodes 208 amino acids. The record is from RefSeq and is a predicted model, not a curated record.
GGGUGGAGACAAGCACAGCUUGCUGUGUGAUACUGAAGGACUCUUGCAAAAACACCGCUGCUCACAACCGUGUGGUUACCUCUCUGUUGUCAUUUAAAACAACAGAACUGACUUUGGAUUUUUCGAUUUUUAACCUUCCAUCAUGUGUAAAGGACUUGCAACACUGCCUGCGACAUGCUUGAAAAGUGCCAAAGACAUCAAGCACAAAAUAAGCUUCUUACUCCAGAAGCCUGAACCUCAAGCAGCAGAUCAGAAGCAGAUGAAAGAAAAAUCAACCACGGCUGCUGCAAAAAGGGUGCCUAAUAGAGCUGAGGUGGAGAAAUGGAAGGAGUCUUUCAGCCAUGUGCUGAACAGUGAAAUGGGUCGCACAGUCUUCACCAGCUUCCUAAAGUCAGAGUUCAGUGAGGAAAACAUGGACUUCUGGAUGGCUUGCGAGGACUACAAGAAGACUGCACCUACCAAGCUAGCAACCAGAGCCAAGCAGAUCUACCAGAAAUAUAUUGGUGCAGAAGCUCCUAAUGAGGUAAACUUAGAUGCAGCGACCAGAGAAAAAACAAGACAGAACGUGGAGAACGCUUGCCCUUCUUGUUUUGACGAUGCCCAGAAGAUGAUCUACACUCUGAUGGAGAAAGACUCCUAUAGACGCUUUCUCAAAUCCAAACUGAUCCAGGAUCUGUGCCAACAACAGAGCAACACUGCUCAGGAGAAGAAAGAGAAGAGAAGCUGUGACAUGGCUGACAGCAGUCAGGUGUUAGCUGGUGGUGCUUAGUCAGGACGAAGGAAGGAAAAGCUUGAAGCAGGUGCCAAAGACCGACAGUCAGUUAGGGCUGACACUGGGAAUGAUAGGUUUGCUGGGGUGUCCAGGGUUUCUAGAUAAGGAAAGAAGAAUGGUUUUGAAGAUGUCUGAUGAAGGUUCAUGUGAGGUAGUUUUUUUUUUCUCCUGUUUUUGAUACUUGCUCUUGAUUUCUGGGCUUAUGUGGUCACUCUUGUAAAUAUUUAUAUAUUUCCCAUUUCUGCAUUCAUCAGGUGAAAUGUUCUACAGACUGACUGAAUGUUUAAUAUUUCCAUGCACACGGGAACAGAGAAUGUAAAUACAUCAUUGCAUUGUGACGUUUUCCUUCUGGAUUCAUUGCAAAACACAAUCGUAUCUCCAAGCUGUGACCAGGUUAUCUUGAUACUUAGAACAGAAAACGAUUGAAAGCUACCUCCAGCCAACAGACACACAAACUGGUGCCACUGGAACAUUUUGUCAAUGGAACGGCACAGAUUACUAGUUUAGCUAUGUACAGACCUGAAUAUUUAAAUGAAUACAUCAAGCACUUUUUAAAUAAUGCCCCGAUUUCCCUUGUUUAUAGGAGUAGAGUCGCCAAGUUUAAAUGUUGUACAAUUUUAUACAAUUAUAAAUGUAAAGUAAUAAUUGACCCUGGUAAGCUGAAACAACGCUAAACGUACUACGUAUACUGUAUUGAUUGGCUUUGCAGUUAGUUUUAGGUGUCACAACAUGGUCACAGAUUGGUUAUUUUCCAUCGUGUUGACUUAUGGCCUCACAAUUUAGUGGUGAUGGAAAAAAAGCUUUAUAUAGUCAUUUGAAGUUCCAACUCACUAUUUAAUACCAUAUGUUUGUACAACAGCCCAUGGUUGACACUGAUGUCUGUUUAUUCAAGUGAGUAAAACCCGGUGUAUAUCUCAACACUUUAUCAUGGUAACAACUGCCUCUGCUGUUUAAACAUCCUGACAUGAUCUUUGCACUGUGAAAACACCGACUGACUAGUUCUCGUGGGAAUUUUAGGCAUGUUUUAAUAUUAGUAGAAGUAGUAAUUGUCAUAGAGUCAUGACGCAGUUAUGUUAAAUGCAGUAGGAGAAUUUUUUAAAGCAUUUAGAAGUCGCGCUGUUUGGUUUCAGUGUUUAAUGAUGCCAUUUGUGCAAAGUAUUUGAUAAUGUGUUCAUUUUAACCGACCAAAUUUUUGGUGGCCACACAUUCUACAGUGUCUUAUCUAAACAUAUACUGUGAUGAUAAAAAACUGCAUAUUAUAUGUAAAAGAACAUGUGUCUUUGUCGUAUUUCUGUAUAUGGCUACUCCCAAAUAAAACCCUGUGCUUAAUGAUGAAAA